Messenger RNA from Paramecium pentaurelia, 653 nucleotides. Lineage: Eukaryota; Ciliophora; Oligohymenophorea; Peniculida; Parameciidae. The record is from the annotation of a GenBank genome assembly.
AUGUUACAAGACUUGUAAGACUUGCUCAGGUCAAGGUAAGGAAUAGUGUUUAACUUGUUAUAGUGACAUAAGUUUGAGUUCUAAUAAUUCAUGUGAUUCUAGUAAGGAUCGAACAGAUUAAAAGUUCCUUCAAAUUGCAGAUGAAUUUUAAGAUAAAUAUGAUAAUAAUAAAGAUGAUGAAGAUUAUGUCUGUAUUGAAGAUAUAAGUAAUCAUAAUUAAUAGUUUUUUUUAGAUCUUUAAGAUAAAUGUGAAGAUAGUUGCCCUAAAUGUACAAGUGCAUAAAGUUGUUUAAUUUGUAAACCCUAAAAAUAUCUCUAUUUUGGAUAAUGAAUGGAUUAAUGUCCAGAAUACACAAAAAUAUUUGGAACUAAUUGCUUAAGCAUUUUUGAUAUUAUUUCAAAAAAUAACAAUUUAAGGCUUAAAUAAUUAGUAAGAGAAUUUUAUGAUCUAUCAACAGCAAAAAGCUCUACGGAUACAAUAUUUUAGUUUAUUUCAUCAUAUAAUUCAUUUAAUUUCUAAAAAGAUGAUGCUAUUUAUUAUAACUACUUUUCAAAUAAAAGAAUAUUUAGAGGACCAUUAGUAUGAGGUAAUGCUGAAUUUAAAUUUACAAAAAGUUGGACAGAAGAGUUUUAAUUUAUUAGAAUAUUUUUGA